CAAAACCCAAAACCCCCACUCUUCUUCUGAGUAACCAAUUUUCUAGCAAUGGCAGAAGUCUAAAGCUCCAAAACCUUAACUUCUCCGACCUCCAAAAACAAUGUCGAUUACACUCUCAGCUCUCUCAUCUUCAAUCCCAUCUCUCAAUAAAUUCCAUAAAAUCUCCUCCUCACAUUUUCCUUUAAAUGCUUGCCCUCGUAAUCAGAAUAUAGCGUUUCCCUUAUCUAUAAACAGAAUUAAACCUUUCAAACUCGAAUUGACCCAAAAAAGAUAUUCUGGGUUUUUUGGUAGUAAUUGUGGAUUUUCGUUAAUUAGGAAAAAUGAGUUUAUUGUGAAAGCUGAGAAUGGAAAAAGUGUUGAUAAAGCUGAAAAUGAGGCUAGGGGAGAGAGCACAAUGCCGGAUAGAUUCAGGUAUUUGACCAAAGAAGCUCCUGAUAAUCCUGUUAGAUGGCCUUGGUUCAUAGCAUUGGCCUUUCUUCUAUAUGCCUGGAGAACUGUCUUGUGGGAACUGUCUAAUUGGAAAAAGGCUGCGGGUGCUGUCUUCCGAUCUCUAGUUUACAUCCCGAAACUUGUGUUGGCCUUUAUAUACUACUUCGUAGGGGAUCAGAUCACAGCUGUAAUUAGAUUUAUUGAAUCAACAAUUUACUCCAUUCGAGCUUUCUACUCUGGUGUAGUUGCAUAUGCACCACUUCAAGAGCUGACAACGAUCAUAAUUUUGGCAUCUUGUGUACUUGCCAUUGCUGAAGCUGCAGUUCCAGAUUCUGUGAACAGCCAACCAUACCUUCUUACAGCAGCUGGUAUAAUGGGAUUCGCUGCUGUGAGAGGUUAUAUCUCUGAGCUGUUCUUUUGGUUUCUACUUGUGGGCUUGUUUGUCUUUGCUCGAUUUAUCAGAAAAAGAGACUAUGUGUCUUCCGCAUUGCCUGCUGCAGCUGUAUUAGCUGCUGUCGGAGAGCCUUGGAUUAGAAUGAUAGUAAUGGUUUCUUAUGCUGCUUUGGCCGUUCUGCAACAUUAUAAGAUGCCUUUGAAUAAAAGUGAAGGUGAAACUACCGGUGCAGUUAGGAAGGUCCCGUUGCCUCUGAUAUGUGCUGCAUUGGCCAUUGGUGUUCGACUUGCUGCAAAAUGGGCUGGUUAUCGGCAUUUGACUUGGAUGAUUGUUUGAUAUGCAACAAGAGGAUACUUAGUUGUUAGUUUCUACAGUGACAACAUGUUUUCUCACUUGGCAAAAUUGUCGCUUGUUUCACUUUUUUGCCUGUCCAAUUCUUUUUGUACUUCUUGUCUUUUACAAAGCUUAUUUUUCUUUCAAAUUUCUGAAUGCACUGGAGUUGUGGUCUUAGCCGAUGGCCUACCGGAAACAUUCUCUCUAUUUUCUCAA
Nicotiana attenuata is the source of this 1372-nucleotide messenger RNA. RefSeq lists its product as uncharacterized. NCBI's taxonomy places the organism in Eukaryota, Viridiplantae, Streptophyta, Magnoliopsida, Solanales, Solanaceae. The transcript is spliced from 2 exons. The record is from RefSeq and is a predicted model, not a curated record. The coding region runs from base 101 to 1159 and encodes 352 amino acids.